GCCUGAGGCUUCUGCUGAAUAAUUAUGUGUGCUUUGCUGUUUUUGCAGGCUAAAUACUUGGCACAGGUCAUUAUAAUGGGUGCACAGGUGGUUGGCAGAGCCUUCACACGUGCACUCCGACAAGAACUCGCAGCUAGUCGCACAGCGGCAGAAGCCCGGGGUCAAGCAGGAGAGAAGUCUGCAGCUGCUUCUAGUAUCUCAGGAAUUAGUUUGCAAGAGGCCCAGCAAAUUUUAAAUGUACCUAGACUGCAGGCAGAGGAGAUCCAAAAGAAUUAUGAACAUUUGUUCAAGGUGAAUGACAAAGAAGUCGGCGGCUCCUUCUACUUACAAUCAAAGGUUGUAAGAGCAAAAGAAAGGCUAGAUGAAGAAUUGAAAAUCCAAUCAGAGGAAGAGAAAAAACACAAGGAGCAUGGACAGCAAGAGACAUGAGGCAUUUGUAAACACUGUACCAUUCUACUCGUGUUUGGAGAAAACACAGGGGCUGUUUCUUGUCCGAUUUGCACCACAGACUUUAACAAAUGCAUUUUCCAUAUGAAAAGUAGUGUAACUGAGAACCAGAAGGACAAUGCUUCAGACUGCUGAAAGACUGGGAAGAUUAAUAUUUCAGCAAGCUGAGCACACACACCUUUUAAAUGAACUCUGACACUGAUGUACUGAACCUGAUGCUGCUGCUGCUGUUGGGGAUUUAAAAGUUAAAAUAUUGCAGUUUUUGACUGUGCAGACAUUUCCAUGGUAUUGCUGCAAUAUGCAGAAACUCGGGAAGAUUCACCCAUCAGCAAAAGGAUUAAGCUUUCAUCUUUGACUGACUUGGGCUGAAAAGUAACUAUGCAGAGGAGAUGGAUGACAGCACAGAGACUAUAUGCUAUUGUCAUUUCUGCUUCAAGUAGAACUCUGUGACAUUGCUGCAGUGCUGCCGAUUCCCUGUUAUCUGCCUAUUCUCUGACAGGAUUGAUGUACAAUAAAAUAUAUUUGUGUUCAGAA
Protopterus annectens (West African lungfish) is the source of this 981-nucleotide messenger RNA. RefSeq names its product presequence translocase associated motor 16 (gene PAM16). Gene Ontology annotation, biological process: protein import into mitochondrial matrix. The transcript has 4 exons. Lineage: Eukaryota; Metazoa; Chordata; Ceratodontiformes; Protopteridae. The coding region runs from base 25 to 429 and encodes 134 amino acids. The record is from RefSeq and is a predicted model, not a curated record. Gene Ontology annotation, cellular component: TIM23 mitochondrial import inner membrane translocase complex.